This is a messenger RNA of Toxotes jaculatrix (banded archerfish), 1966 nucleotides long. It is a transcript of the gene oit3, whose product is annotated as oncoprotein induced transcript 3. The transcript is spliced from 9 exons. The coding region runs from base 77 to 1693 and encodes 538 amino acids. The record is from RefSeq and is a predicted model, not a curated record. NCBI's taxonomy places the organism in Eukaryota, Metazoa, Chordata, Actinopteri, Toxotidae. Gene Ontology annotation, molecular function: calcium ion binding.
CACUCAUAUAUACACACACUCUACACAUUCACACUGAGUUUGGAUCAUCUAUUAUCCACCUCUGAGAGAACACAUCAUGAUUUUUUGGGUGAUUACCAGUCUGCUGCAGGAGUUUCUUGCAGUUGCAGGUGAAGUCCUGGACCCGUGCUCUGCCUACAUUAGCCUGAACGAACCCUGGAGGAACACAGACUACCACGUCAACCAGUCUUCUGGCGUCCCCCUGUGUGACAGCCACAUGUCUGGAGAAUGGUACCGCUUCACUGGCAUGGCCGGGGAUGCCAUGCCCACCUUCUGCAUCUCUGAGAAUCACUGUGGCACCCACGCUCCCAUCUGGCUAAAUGGCAGCCACCCUCAAACUCAUGAAGGCAUUGUCACCCUGCCUGUGUGUGCCAGCUUCAAUGACAACUGUUGCCAUUGGAACGCCACUGUAGAUGUGAAGGCCUGCACUGGGGGAUACUUUGUCUACCGCCUGCCAAGACCCUCAGUCUGCUUCCAUGUUUACUGUGGCCAUUUCUAUGACAUCUGUGAUGAGGUGGACUGUGCAGGACCCAGAUGUCCUGAGUCUAACUGUCGCUGUGGACCUGGAACUCUGUUGGGACCAGACAAACAAACAUGCCUUGAUGUGAAUGAGUGUGAGAGAGGCAACGGUGGCUGUGCAGAGGUAUGUGUGAACACCAAAGGCUCCAGGCGCUGUGAGUGUGGGCCAGGCCGUGUGCUGGACAAAGAUGGACGCAACUGCAGAGAGAUAGCAGGCUGUCACGUUAACAAUGGAGGCUGCAGCCAUGGUUGCUCCUCGCUGCUGGACUCCUAUCAGUGUCACUGCCCCAGAGGCCUGGAGCUGGGAGAAGAUAAACGCACAUGCCAGGUGCCAGUCCAGUGUGAUUCAAGCUCUAUUACAGUGUCAGUUCCUAAAGACCUUGUAGGGGGACUGGAGCUCUUCCUGUCCAACUCGUCUUGUCGAGGUGUCUCCAAUGGCACACACAUCAACCUCAACUUCAGCCUUAAGACCUGCGGCACAGUGGUGAAGGUGACAGAUGACAAGAUUGUGGGAACCAACCUGGUGACAGGCCUUCCCAGGAGCAGCCCAGGCAGCAGCAGAGACUUGAUAGUCCGCACCAGCAAGUUAUUGCUCCCAGUGACCUGUGAGUUCCCCAGGGAAUACCACGUGUCGGACGGGUACCAGGCAAGUCUGCGCAGUUCGGCCCUGGAGCUGGCAGGCCACAGUGAGGGAGUGUUCCCCUUCUCCCUGGAGCUCUUCAAGAGUGCAGAGUUCUCGGAGCCCUACCGCACCCCACCCCAGCUCCGCCUGCAGGACUCCCUGUUCUUCGGUGUAGAGCCCAAGGAGAAAGUGGAGGGCCUCUCUGCACUGGUGGAGAGCUGCUUUGCCACACCAGGCCCCAAAGCUGACCAGGCUCUCAAGUAUUACCUCAUCAGAGAUGGGUGCAUCUCUGACGAAGCAGUGACACAGUACUCAUCAAAGGACCAGCUCUCUAAGCACUACCAGGUCCCCGUCUUCAAGUUCAUCGGCAAGGACAACCAACAAGUGUUCCUCCACUGCCAGGUGUUAGUAUGCGGUGCAGGAGACUCCCGCUGUGCUCAGCAUUGUCGAGGACGUGUCCGACGGGAGGUUCGGACUACUGAACCUCAGGAGCAGCACACACUGAGUGGAGGCCCCAUCUUCAUCCUGCCUUAGCUGUAAUGCACAACAUACUACCAGGAAACACCAUGAGAACAGGCCAGCAGCACAAGCAAGGCUCACAAAAUUUACAUUUACGUCAGUUUAUUUGGUAUUUAAAACACCAAACAAAUGUGGACAUACACGCACAGAAUAAUCUAUUGCGCUGUCCCUCUUAAAGUCUCACAUAUACACGUCUACAUGCAGAUGCACAGCGGACACACUCCCCUUUUUUCCCAGUUCCAAUGUCACUCGCAUUGCUGCAGAGCACUUGAAUUCUAGUUAAUAUAU